GACAAAGCGGGUAAUUCCCUCCCUUCAAAAUAGCCUGCAUUGAUUUAUGGUAUUUCGAAAUGACAAUGCUAUGGAUCACAGCCAUUGUGCAACCUGGCUUGAUGCCGGUGUACAUGUGUGUACUAAAUGUCAUAUCUUUCAUUGUCUCGUGGUAAAACCUGAUUCGUCUAUUGCAUUGAUUGCCGUUCUGUGAAUUCCUGCUUAUCCUUUCAAUAAUUGUGGCACAUACCUGGAUGUUUCUGUAACCGAUUCACAAUCAUUGUUCAAGAUGCCGUGCGAAGGCAGCAGAGAGACUCAGGGGGAUAUAGAGAAGCAAGGCUUAGAUAGUUUUGACAGCCUCUAUGCCACCCUAUUUGGGUCAGGACCGUCGGGUGACAGACCGAAUUUCAGCGCAAAUCCAGCCACAAGACCCUCUGCAAAUGAAUCUCUGUAUCCGUCAUCGCCAUAUCAACAGCAUCAGAUGCCUACAAGCCCCCAGAUGCACUCCGGUGGCCUUGGCCAAACUCCAAAUGGACUGUCUUAUCCAACCCAUUCCACAGACGAAUGGCAUCCUUCUGGACCCCCAGCAGCCCCACCUCAACACCUGAAGGAGCCUUACUCUAUUGGACCCUUUGAUAGUAUCUGGUCGAUGAAGUCCAGCGAGAUGGCGGGUGCAAGUGCAGGAGUCCAGAACCACCAGAAGAAAGCAGGUGACUGGUCUUCAGAGACCACAGCAACAGCUUCAGGGUAUCAUGAUACGCCGCACACUCCUAAAUCAACCACCAAUGGUUUACCCUUUGGAACGUAUGACCAGCAGGUGUAUGGACAUGAUGAUGUUGGUUUCCAUGGUGAUGUAAGCAGCGUUACAACACCUGGUGGCGCCUGGUCACCCUGUGACGGUGUGAACGACGCCAACGUCUCAGGAUUACCAGACUGGAAUUGGAAUCAGGGGGAGUAUUCCUCAGUGCAAGCUGAAAACUGGCAGCCCACCAGCGGACCGGAGAUGGUUGGGAAUAUGGCCAAUCCUGCAGUUAAUGAGUGGGAACUUCAGGAAGACGAAUUAGCUAGGAAAAAUGAAGAAGAGGACAUGAAAGGCAGGCAAGAGCGAAGAGAGUGGGCGAAGAAAGGGCUCAACUACACUGAGUUUGUUCCAGCUGGAAGUGCUCAUAAACAGAAGUCACAUGCCAAUUCUCAAAAAGCAGCCUCACUGAAUGGGAAAGUAGUUGCAACGUUCCUUCAGAAGUAUCGCGACAAAGAUCCUGAACCUCUGACCCCUGAGAGCAGCAUAGAUUCAAAUCUACACAUACAGGUAGGGACAGGUAGAGAGUUUCCAUCACAGAUGAUUGAAGAACUCGGUCCAGUAUGUGGAGAGAGUGUGUCCAGUCACCAUAUAGGGAAUAUUGCAGUCAAUGUCCCGGCAACGGAUAGAGAGUGCCAUGUACCAGCAAAGACUGUCUUACAAGAACCUGGAAGAUGUGACUCCACAGGAGAUUACCAAGAAACAGCAUCUAACGUAGACUCAUCAGAUCUGAGGGAUCGGAUGGGAGGUAGAGAAGUAAGAUCUCUCUCGGAUCCAGUGACUGUACAGGAGGCACAGCAGAGCAACGGUGUUAAAAUUGGAACAACAACACGGAAGACACUGAGCAAUGGCAAGAUCCGACCGGGUAAGAGGAAACCCAAGUUGCCUCGGGACAAACGCAGGAGCAUGGCUCCAGCUGAUAAAUCUGAAACUGAAUCUUGUGGAAAACAGACAGUCCAGGUUAAAACCAAAGAGCAACCGGAGGGUAUAGACAAAAAUGUUCACCUGGUCACCAACAGAACAGGUUUAAUGCCUAAACUAUCUUCCAAAUCUCUGAACAGCACUUCGUCUGAACAUAUUGUGCAAUCAUCCAAACCUACAAAGUCAUCACAGAGUAAAUCAUGUAUACCAGACAAUGCAGGUGCAAACUCUCUCCUUGCUUCCAAAGCACAUGCAGUGAAUUCCAAAACCUCAUGUCAACAAGUGCCACCAAUGGACCAGGUAUCAGUAAAUCAUGCUUCUUGCCUUGAAAGCAGUAUAUGUGACGAGUGUGAUAGUAAAUCUACUCUCUCUGAAAAAGUUUUCCAAUCUGCACCAGUCAAAGAAAACCUUGGAAUAAAGGAUGAUAUGUCAUUGGGUGUUUCAUACUGUGGUAAACCUAAAGAAGUCUCAGAAAAACCCUGUGUGUCAUCUAAGAAUGUCCAGGAGCAGAGUGCCCAAGCGGCUCCUCUUGAUAAGCGUAUAGCAUCACAGAAUGACAGCUCAGACUGUUCCAGACAUGUGACAGAUCAUGUCAUUGAUACAUCACAAAAUAACAGAAAGGAGGAUUUUAUUAAGGGUAUGAGGUCAACCCCUGUGCAGAAUCAAACACCAAGUUGUGAAUCAGAUGGUAAUAGCUCUAUAGAGAAAUUGAAACUAACUGAUGAAUUGAAAUUAGGCAAUAGCAACAAAGUUCCAACAACCACAGGAAGCUCAAAACACACCAGUCCUAAAUCUACAUCAACGCUGAUACAGGGUCAAGAGAAGACAAGUACCAGAGAUAACAAUCUGUUCUUUGACCCCAAAAGGAUAUUUGGAGGUCAAAAACCUGUCAAAACAGCCGAGCAGAAACAGAAGAAGGAAGCAGAAAAGUCAACAAACUCAUUAUCAGCAGCGAGAAUCCUUAAAAACAGCCGUUCAAAUGUUUCUUUGGAUUACCAUGUCAAGGGAAAGGAUCCUGCCCAGGCAGCAGAGUCAGAACAGUGUAGUGAGCUGCCUGAUUGUCCAACUGUACAGCAACCAGCCAACCUGACCAAAUCUGUGAGAAGCAGUAAGAAUGAAGGAAUGGCAAAUGGAACAGUCCCAAGCAAAGAUCUACCUCUGCACCCUGCCCAAACUGUGCCUUCAUCCAGUGCAAAGGAUGCAUUAGCUAGCAAAACCUCUGCCAUGAAAGCAGAGCCUACGUCUUCUCAGCAUCACAGAGAACCAAUCAAGCAGCCUGCUUCACCAACGGAUCCCCGACCUUCCAGGAUGUACAGCUAUAAGAAGGAUGAUGACACCGGUGUCUUGAGAAGGUCAUCGGAUCCAAAAGUGGAGGAAGCAACAACACACCAAUCCCAGAGGCGGGACUCCAGUGGGACUCCCCAGAGGCAAGACUCCAGUGGGACUCCCCAGAGGCGGGACUCCAGUGGGACUACCCAGAGGCGAGACUCCAGUGGGACAACCCAGAGGCGGGACUCCAGUGGGACUACCCAGAGGCGGGACUCCAGUGGGACUACCCAGAGGCGGGACUCGAGUGGGACUCAGAGUUCUUCUGAUGAAGGAAGAGGAGAGAGGAGAUGCAGUGGUGAAUCUCAUAUGGAUGGUUUCCACCAUCCUUUUGGUUGUUCAGCACAUUGUUACAGAAAGUCGUCUACUCCUAGUAGUUCUCGAUCAAGCUCAAACAGCAGAUCAGCUCCUUCUGGUGUCAACCAGAGCACAGGAUCUGCAUCAUCAGAGGAGAAAACAUUUUCUCAAACUAAACAACCAAAUGUUUCUGAUCAGUGUGGAAAUAACCCUUCGGAAAAGGUCUUUGAUGCAAGUGCCUUUGCAGAAUUGAGAGAGGGUCUCAAGAACUCCUGGUUGUCGAAAGAGAAAGAAAAGCAAAGGGAGGAGCAGAAGAAACAGCAGGAGAGAGCCCAGGCAGAACACCUAGAGAAAGAGCAGCAGCGGAAAAUGCAUGAACAAAGAAGACAACAGGAGCUGCAGGAACAGAGGAGGCAGCAGGAGAAGCUAGCGCAAAGGGUACAGCAAGAAAAGCAGGAGCAGAAAAAACAGCAGGGGAAACCCCAAUCAAGUGCCUCACAUGCCAAGCGUCCAACCAGAGCAACCUACAGUAAGCCCAAGUCUGCAGAGCAGGAGUCCAAGGCCAAGAGACCAGGACCAGCUAAAGACAGACCAAUGCCAGGGACCAGCGCCCAACAACCAAGAAGGCCAGGGACCCAACAACCCAGAAGGCCAUGGCCUAGCCAACCUGAAGAUAGACCUCGGACACCUUCCCAGGAGGACAGCGCUGAAGAUAGCGACUUGGAGGAAGACCUAGCGAGGGGAAUCACUGAUGAAUGGUGGUUUCAUCUUGGCAAGAAGCUGUGCAAUGGAGUUGCAUGGUUAAUCCUCUUCACUAUUCUCCUCUGUCUUGUCAUACUCUCAUUCGUGUUGGCCUUCGCAAGGGACACCUGCAAGUUUGCCUACCGCCGUGGAUGGGAAUUGUGGGCGUGGUACAGGGAGAAAUCCCCUAGAGACGAUGACGACGGGUUCUUCAGCUCUCAUCGAAGCCACCAGAGAGAGUCUGGUGAUGGGGGCUGGGGUAGCAGUGGGCAGCAGGGGCAAGGAGCCAGGACAAAGAAACCCAGGAAGAAACAGACCCAGAAUAUUGACCUUCCGAGCACUGAGCAUGCAGCCAUUCAUCGCAUCCUUGCCUGUGAUCCUGGUAGUUAUUACGAGGUGGUAGGAGUGGCCGAGGAUGCCCCGGAGGAUGACAUCAAGAAGUUCUACCGCAAGCAAUGCAUGCUCGUCCAUCCUGAUAAGACUGAUCAACCUCAAGCCAAUGAGGCCUUCCAGAUUCUACAGAAAGCCUAUGCAAUACUAAGUGACACGACUAAAAGAACUGAAUAUGACUUUGAGCUUGACUACAAGGAAGAUCUACAAGACAAGGUCAACGAUUUAUUCAAGAAAAUGGCAGAGGCGGCCGAUGCAAUGCCCUGUGGAGUAUGUAGGAGAUCCCACAAGCGCUAUGAGACUGAUCUACCCAUCUCUGCUGCUAGAUUCUGUGCAACUCAUAACACCAGGCACCCAGUCAGUAAUGGGGCUCUAUGGAAGGAGACGCGGCACCUUGGUUUCAAGAUCUUUGUGUACCUCUGUGAUGAACGAACGGUGUACGACGUGACAGAAUGGGCUGCCUGUCAGAACCUUGAUUGGUUAGAGGCUAACUCGUGUCGUCUGCUGUGUAAGGUCAAGAGAGGUGGUCGAGGCAGUCAACAACAGAGGCAGCAACACUCAGCAGGGUACGAAGAGAUGUUUGACAAUAUAUUCGGAUCCGGGGCUUUCCAUCAGUUCCAGAGCUCGGCCAACGAACAAAGUCACCAUCGGAACAGUCACCAUGGCAAUGGAGGAGGAGGAGGGGGAGGUCACGGCCAUGGCCAGCAGGGAGGAGGAAGCCGCAACAAGGGGGUCAAAAAGUCACGCAAGAAGAAGAAGUAGACUAGGUAGUAGUCCGUGUAGUUGAUAAGGUCACUCACUGUGCAUGUGGUCACAAUGUAACCUUAACAUUUAUUUUUUAAAUGGAGCUUUCAGAGAUAGCAUAGGAACGUCAUUUGGUGAAAUGUAUUUUUCCUUCUAUCAUGGUGAGGCUAGGUGUUAUGCCUUUGUAGUAAAAAACAUCGUGUCGACUGAUUCGAUAGACAUUGUACGGACUUUCUUGGAAAGCAGGGUUAAGUCACAUUCUGUAUCUCAUGUAUACAUAAAUAUAGAAUUUUACCUUUUGGUAAAUUGACAUACUUUUCCA
Strongylocentrotus purpuratus (purple sea urchin) is the source of this 5519-nucleotide messenger RNA. Its product is annotated as titin homolog. NCBI's taxonomy places the organism in Eukaryota, Metazoa, Echinodermata, Echinoidea, Camarodonta, Strongylocentrotidae. The transcript has 12 exons. The coding region runs from base 269 to 5215 and encodes 1648 amino acids. The record is from RefSeq and is a predicted model, not a curated record. Gene Ontology annotation, molecular function: dopamine receptor binding.